AUGGCAGACCGGCAGAUGACCCAACAGACUAUCCUUAGUCAUAUCGCCAAGCUCGAUGACCCCGAUGCCGAUUUGCGAUACAUGUCCCUCAAUGACUUGUUCACCAUCCUGAGCAGUCCGAGCUCAAGCUUCCUGUCCAACGAUAACCGCUCCUCAAGCAAGCUGGCGGAAGGUCUUCUCAAGGCUCUGGAUGACCAGCAUGGCGACGUGCAAAACCAGGCGCUAAAAUGUCUCGGCCCUCUUGCUGUCCGACUUCCCUUCGAGUCACUUGUUCCCCUGCUUGAGAAAUUGAGCAACCUCACUGCAUCGCAAACGAUCGAUACCUCAGUCCCCAAUACCGCGAUCCGUACCAUCAUUGAUACCCUUCCUCGCCCCCAAGCUGGCCAGCCCGCUCCACAAAAUGCUAUCACGGCCUAUCAGGCUGUCUCCAAGGUCUUGAUUCCAAGACUCACGGGCCCAACUCAGUCAGCGUCGGGUCGACGAGGCUCCGUCGUGCGGGGAAUGCUCGAGAAGGAUCCAUCCAAGGGUUUCAGCAGCGACGCCAUUGAUGUGCUCAUCAAGGUUGUGACAUGCUUCGGCCCCCUUCUUUCGGAGGCUGAGCUGCUUGCUCUGCAGGAACCCGUCAUGGCCAUUAUUCAUAAUGACACUGCCGGUACUGUGGUCACAAAGCGUGCCUUGGCUGCCAUCUCGGCCCUGGUUCUCUACUUCUCUGAUAACCAGCUUAAUGCCUUCGUGAAGCGCCUGACCGAGACGUUGUCUUCGCCAAAUAUCUCUACUAUCCAUCACCGGCACUUGAUUGCGGCCAUUGGUGUCAUUGCUCGCAGCGCCCCGGCUAAGCUUGGUCCCCAUCUCAACAGCCUUGCGCCAUUCGUUUUCGCUGCCGUGGGAGAGGACAACCUUGUGCAAGCAAACUGA
Molecule: messenger RNA, 915 nt
Organism: Penicillium subrubescens
Lineage: Eukaryota; Fungi; Ascomycota; Eurotiomycetes; Eurotiales; Aspergillaceae
Exons: 2
Coding region: 1-915 (304 amino acids)
Biological process (GO): protein ubiquitination; SCF complex assembly
Cellular component (GO): nucleus
Source: RefSeq, a predicted model, not a curated record